Messenger RNA from Halteromyces radiatus, 1020 nucleotides. RefSeq lists its product as uncharacterized. The transcript has 3 exons. The coding region runs from base 44 to 961 and encodes 305 amino acids. Lineage: Eukaryota; Fungi; Mucoromycota; Mucoromycetes; Mucorales; Cunninghamellaceae. The record is from RefSeq and is a predicted model, not a curated record.
UUUUUUUUUACCUUCUAUCAUACCAUAUAUAUAUAUAUAUAUAAUGACAACAAGCACAUCACCUAUUACUCAAGCGACAGAAAAAUCUUUAACGAGGGGUCUAACCAACAACAGCAACAACUCUAAUGAAAGUAAAGUAAACCCAAAACAACUUCAACUGGAACUACGUGGUGAAAGGAUUGACAUUGAUCGUGAAACUUUGAUUCUCUUUCCUGAAAGUUUGACCCUCAAUAUUAUCUCGGAUGGACUUAGCCUCCACCAACUCUUGUAUGAACCUACAUCAGUACCUGAAAAAAUACAUUCAUUCGACUUUGACCCAAGAUGCUUCCGGUAUAUCGCCUCCUUCUUUGAACAAACACGCCAGCUUUCUUUGAAACAACAACCAGAAUACACCAUGCCACCAUUGUCCGUAUCUGAUACAAACUUCCUUGCAGAGGCAGCUCAUCGACAAAUCAUUAUCCUUUUACGUGAAGAAUUAGAUUAUUUUGUUUUACCCCAGUCAUCGAUCAUCGACAAGAACGAGGAAACAUUACAAUCCAGUCAAAAGAAUCAGGUUAAAGGUGGAAUGGAAAAGAAUAUGCAGCAAAUGAAAACUCAAGCAGGUCGACAUUUGGUGGAAGAAAACAAGGUUUUUGAAUCUCUAGUUAGAAACAUUGAAAAGGAAAACAAUUUGGCCGAACAACACUUGAUCUCUGUAUUAUAUGAAGCUGGAUUCGACUACCAAGACCAAUGGGCCUAUCGUGAUUUGGAGCCAAAACGCACUUGUGUCAUGAGUGUCUCAUUAUCACACCUUAAUGUCACUGGAUCAAAUCGACGUGCGGAUAUUUUGAAAAGAUUGAUGAUGUUUUGGAAAAAACCUGCUAGAAAGUGUUGGUGGGAUUAUGAUCACAUCUCUUUGAACGACAAUACAAUCAGACUUUGGAAACGACGAACAUUUUGGCUCGAAUUGGCAAUGGCGUGAAAUAUCUUAUCGUUUAUUCCUAUUUUAUUAUUAUACCUAAUAUAUAUAUUACUCUAGUC